Molecule: messenger RNA, 1345 nt
Organism: Nematolebias whitei (Rio pearlfish)
Lineage: Eukaryota; Metazoa; Chordata; Actinopteri; Cyprinodontiformes; Rivulidae
Gene: pou4f1
Product: POU class 4 homeobox 1
Exons: 2
Coding region: 239-1345 (368 amino acids)
Biological process (GO): regulation of transcription by RNA polymerase II
Molecular function (GO): RNA polymerase II cis-regulatory region sequence-specific DNA binding; DNA-binding transcription factor activity, RNA polymerase II-specific
Source: RefSeq, a predicted model, not a curated record
AGGGGCUCUCUCAUCCCGGGCGGAGGGAAACAGUAGACAGAUCAGUGAGUCUGAGAGACUGCAGGCGUCUCUGUGAUCUCCGCGCGCGAGGCUGCCGCACCACAGAGCGCGCGCCGCAGCGCAUCAUCACCGGAUAGGCAACAACAACAACAAAAAAAAAGGAUUUCUGGUUUUUCCAUCUCUCCCCCCUCAUCUCGGUGUUUCUUCUCGUGCACUUUAAGUGGAGCAGCUCGCCAAGAUGAUGUCCAUGAACAGCAAGCAGCCGCACUUCGCCAUGCACCCCCCCCUGCCGGAGCACAAGUACACGAGCCUGCACUCCAGCUCCGAGGCGAUCCGGAGAGCCUGCCUGCAGACCCCGCAGCUGCAGAGCAACAUCUUCGCCAGCCUGGAUGAGACGCUGCUGGCGCGCGCGGAGGCUCUGGCCGCCGUGGACAUCGCCGUGUCCCAGAGCAAGACGCACCCGUUCAAGCCUGACGCCACCUACCACACGAUGAGCACGGUGCCGUGCUCGUCCACGUCCACCGUGCCGUUGGCGCACCACCAUCACCACCAUCAUCACCACCACCACCAGAACCUGGAGCCCCCGGACAUCAUGGAGCACCUGGGCUCGCCGUCUCUCACCCUCAUGUCCAGCGCACACGACGGGACGGGCGGAGGCGGCGGGGGAGGUGGAGGCGGCGGCGGCGGGCUCCUCUCCACCUCCUCCGCCCACGCGCACCCCCACAUGCACGGCCUGACCCACCUGUCCCACCAGGCCAUGAGCAUGAACCCGUCGCUCAGCCACCACGGGCUCCUGCCGGGCCACCACGGGACGGGCCAGGGCGGCCCGGGACUCACGAACCCCGGCCUGCACUCCAUCAACGACUCGGACACGGACCCGCGCGAGCUCGAGGCGUUCGCGGAGCGCUUCAAGCAGCGGAGGAUCAAGCUGGGGGUGACCCAGGCGGACGUGGGCGGCGCCCUGGCGAACCUCAAAAUCCCGGGCGUGGGCUCCUUGAGCCAAAGUACAAUUUGCCGGUUCGAGUCCUUGACACUGUCCCACAACAACAUGAUCGCCCUCAAACCCAUCCUGCAGGCCUGGCUGGAGGAGGCGGAGGGCGCGCAGCGGGAGAAGAUGAGCAAACCGGACAUUUUCAACGGCGGGGAAAAGAAACGGAAGCGGACCUCUAUAGCGGCCCCGGAGAAGAGGUCCCUGGAGGCCUACUUCGCGGUCCAGCCGCGCCCCUCCUCCGAGAAAAUCGCGGCCAUCGCGGAAAAGUUGGACCUGAAAAAAAACGUGGUGCGCGUGUGGUUCUGUAACCAAAGACAGAAGCAGAAGAGGUUGAAGUUCUCUGCGACGCACUGA